Messenger RNA from Penicillium daleae, 1065 nucleotides. Its product is annotated as 2,3-butanediol dehydrogenase. Gene Ontology annotation, biological process: butanediol biosynthetic process. Bases 1 to 1065 code for a protein of 354 amino acids. Gene Ontology annotation, cellular component: cytoplasm. Gene Ontology annotation, molecular function: (R,R)-butanediol dehydrogenase activity; zinc ion binding. The transcript has 6 exons. Lineage: Eukaryota; Fungi; Ascomycota; Eurotiomycetes; Eurotiales; Aspergillaceae. The record is from RefSeq and is a predicted model, not a curated record.
AUGCGAGCGGUUCGCUACCAUGGCAGAGAGGACGUCCGAGUAGACGAUGUACCAGAGCCAGUAUGCGGAAGUGGACAAGUCAAAAUUAAACCAGCAUUCGUCGGAAUAUGCGGCAGUGAUCUUCAUGAGUAUAUGGGUGGGCCACAUGCAGUACCUCGAACCCCGCACCCAGUCACCGGCGAGAAACUCCCGACUACGCUCGGUCAUGAGUUCAGCGGAAUAAUCGAAGAGGUUGGAGCAGACGUAACAGAUCUUAAAGUGGGUGAUAAGGUUGCCGUUAAGCCGAAUCUGUCGGAUGGUACCUGUUGGUCAUGCUCGAUUGGGAGGCUCAACUGCUGCAACAGCCUUGGCUUUAUUGGAUAUAGUGGGAGUGCUGGUGGUCUGUCCGAUCAUAUUGUCGUGGAUAGAAAGCAUGCGAUCCUGCUACCGCAUUCGAUCCCAUUAGAAAUUGGAGCACUGGUAGAACCUCUAUCCGUCGCCUGGCAUGCCGUCAAACGCAGCUCACUCCAAAAAGGCGACACGGCGCUAGUCGUCGGAGCCGGUCCCAUUGGCCUAGCCAUCGUGCAAGUACUAAAAGCACGAGAAAUCGACACAAUCAUCGUCGUGGAAGUCUCCAAACGACGACGAGAGUUUGCCGCUACUUUCGGAGCAUCUCAUGUUCUGGAUCCCACGGAGGUUGACGCCGUUGCAGAGAUCCGUGCUAUCACGGGUGCUUUCAGAGGUGUCUCCGUUGCCUUUGAAUCCUCUGGUGUUCAGGCGGGACUUGAUACAGCCAUGGCAGGUACCAGGGUGCGUGGCACAACGGUUAUACUGUCACUUUGGGAGAAGAAGCCGGUUUUGGACGCAAUUGCUGUUGUUCUUGGGGAGAAGCAUAUCGCUGGUGCUGUGGUGUAUGAUGAAGGAGACUUUGAGGAUGUGAUUGGUGCUAUUGAAUCAGGCAUGAUUCACCCGCGAUCGAUGAUUACCAGCACGAUUGCCAUGGAGGAGAUAGUCGAGAAGGGAUUCAAGGCACUCAUCCAUGAAAAGGAUAAACAUAUCAAAAUCCUGGUUGAUAUCUCGGCUUGA